Molecule: messenger RNA, 2588 nt
Organism: Xenopus tropicalis (tropical clawed frog)
Lineage: Eukaryota; Metazoa; Chordata; Amphibia; Anura; Pipidae
Gene: mcmdc2
Product: minichromosome maintenance domain containing 2
Exons: 14
Coding region: 60-2114 (684 amino acids)
Cellular component (GO): nucleus; MCM complex
Molecular function (GO): DNA binding; ATP binding
Source: RefSeq, a predicted model, not a curated record
AGCUUCCUGUAGUCAUGUGAUGCAGUGUGAGAGGAACUGUGCAUGUCUGACAGGGAGAGAUGAAUGGGGCGCCGAGUGUGUGUUGCCUGAGAGAAGCUGCCCUUGUCUAUAUGGACAGGAGCGGGGGGCUGCAGAAGUUCACAGAGGACUGUAAGAGAUAUAAUGAAUCAAAACAUAGCUAUGCUGUAUACCGGUUUGUAAUCUCCAUUAACCCUACAGACAUAACAGAACUGGAUGCUACACUUGGAAACUACAUACUGCAUGAACCACUGAGAGCUGCACAAAUCUUCCAGUCGGUUUGUGAUACUGCCAUAAGAACCCUGUCUUUAAUUGAGUCAUAUCAUAAGGAGUCUCAGAUCAAUGUGGUACUAAGAUUAACCCACUUGCCUGACUUACAUGCUUACCACCUAAAUCUUCAUGAGUAUCCUAUGAAUUAUAAAUCCCAGAGGUUUUACAUGAUAAAAGGGGUAGUCAUUGCAAUGUCUCCAGUGACUAAAUAUACUCAGGGGGCAAGAUUUUUGUGCUCUGAGAAAAACUGCCCUUUUUCUGAAGGUUUUCGAUACAUAAGAGUGCAUGUACCUGGAGCCACAGAGUCUGCAACCAUACGAACAGAUUUUGUAUGCGAUUUGUGUGCAUCACUACUCAGGGAAGACAUGAAAUACAGAGUUCUUGGAGAAACACAGGUUGUUGAUUUACUUGACUCCAAGGCAUUACAAAUAUUUCAGCGGCAUUCUACAAAUAUCCGCCACUGUCAGUUAAAGUGUUAUGCAGUGUUUGUAAGAGAUGAGCUAAUUAACAAAAUGAAAAUAGGAGCAAGGUAUAGAGUUGUGGGGAUUCCAGUAUGUGGGCCCAAUGGACCACACAUAUCUGUAUGUAUAGAGGCUAAUAAUAUACAUCAGUACAUUGAAGAAAGUCCGUCAACCAUAAGUAAAAGCUUUCAAACUCUCCACUCAGCUACUAUGAGUUCUCCAUGGAUUUUUACUGGCAUUCUAGCAAAUAUGUUCGCAUCCCAAGUCAUUCCACUUGGUGUUCACAACACUUUAAAACUAUGCAUCCUGCUUAGCCUUGUGCAAACAUGUAAAGAAGAAAAAGACAAUGGAAGUUUCCUGGAUCUCCUGGUUGUAACAAGUGACACACUCAUUGUGGAUCGGCUGAUGCGUUACAGUAUCUGCCUUGUACCACGCGGAGUGCAGCAUUAUACAUCUAAUGACUUAUUUGCAACUGUAAUAAAAGAUAUAAGAGGAACUGGAACUGCUACUAUUCAGGCUGGCAGUGCUUUGAUGGCCAAUGGUGGAAUUUGCUUCAUGGGGGAUCUGAGUUUGCAUAAAAAAGAUAAACUUGACCACCUGCAGUCGGUGUUGGAGAGCCGAAGUACCAGUGUUUUUAUUCCUGGAAAGAAAUAUGGGGAGGAUGUAAAUCAUCAAAUAUGUAUUCCUGUUCAGUGUAGUUUCUGGUCUUAUAUGGAUUCAUAUCCCAAGAAACAUGUUCACAGAGACACCACUUUUAUUGGUCAAGUGGACCUAAGUGUGGUACCUUCUAAUUUACUGGAUGCGUUUGGCAUGUUCAUUUACUGCAAUGAAAUCUUACAUAAUCAACCUCCACUCUUUCUUGUGCACCACAACCUCCAAAGAGCAGUAAACCCUGAAACAUAUAUUUAUCCUUCUUCUGAGCUAUAUACUACACAAGACUAUGAAAAGCUGAUUGCAUUUGCCAAGAAUAUACAAGUAAACAUUAGCAAAAAAUCAGUAACACUAAUCCAUGGCUAUUAUUUGGCAAGUCGAAGGGUUAGAACAGACACGCAUGGAUCUACAAUGCCCACUUCAGCACUAAGGCAUCUGAUUUCAAUGUCAGAGGCACAUGCAAAACUCAGCCUAAGAAGGGAAGUACUAGAGGAAGAUGUACUGGUUGCAGUUUUGUUGUUUGAAUUAUCCUUGACCUUAAAGCAUGGCAGUUCUGCAUUUUAUGUAUCUCCAAGUGCUUUAUUCCCUGUGGAGCUCUAUGAUGAAAGCAGUUUGCAUCAGCGAGAUCUGUACCUCAGAGAAACCUACCAGCAGCUGCUCCAGUUUGUAUUUACUUAUGGUCAUGGAACCACUGCCUCUGCUUCUGAAGAAUAAGGCUCACUAUCCUGAAUGCCAAAUAAAUUCUGUUUUUAAAUUCUGUAAAAAAAAAAAACCAACCUCUGUAGUGGUCAUCAUCUGCAAAAUUCUAUGUUAUGUGUCCAAGUUUCUGGCCCAUUAUUUUUCUUUACUGGCCGGUUAGUAGUUAGUGGUAGUAACAUGUGUUAAUUAAAUUCCCAGCCUGAUUUUUCAGUCAGCUGAGAAAUGUCCAAAGCUGGCAGACUGUCAUUUGCAGUAAUGGACAACACCUGGGGAUUUUAGGAUUACAAGUAUUUUAAUUUUGAAUAGCUUAUAAAAUGUGCUUUUAUUAUAAUGUUCAAUUUCUUCAUCCUACAGUUCCCAUAAUAAUGGGGCAACAUGAAAAAUGUCUUUAAACUCUGCAUUUUAUGUAUAUGCAUAUGUAAUAAAAGGCACUAAGUUUGCCCAGGAGCAGUAACCUAUAGCAACCAAUAAGAUGUUUGCUAUCAAACA